CAGCUUGUGUGAGCAACAAUCUGAGCCAUUAUUAUACAGGCUGGGUGUAGCAACUUUCCCCUCCGAGAGAGAGAGAGAGAGAGAGAGAGGGAGAGAGAAAGUGGUGGGCAAAAAGAAAAAAGAGAAAACAAGCUCUCCAGCAGUGUAACCAGUCCGCCACCUAGCUGCGGAGCCGCGCCGACGGAGACAUCUACUGUCGACUAGUAUGAUUAUGAAAACACCCGCGCCAAUGUUGUUGCACAGUGUAGGCUCUGCUCUGCGCUCUCGAUGAGGCUGAAACUCGGUGUUAGGAGGUGUUUUAACCUCCCGUGGCCUUAGUUAUGUAACCAAAACAACAUCUAAUGCACCAAAAACAGCUCCGUUUGGUGCGCAGAGGAGCAGAAGAGCCGGACACCUUUAGAACCCUCAUGUCUGAACGCAGUUGAGCUCCGGGACGCGCUCUCGGUUCAAGCCUAAAGGACAACAGAGAGACCUUCCUUCGCUGGAUGACGGAGGGCAACUGUACUUGGACUAUUACAGGAUCUUCUUUUUGAAAUCUCCUGACCUACACCUACGUUUUUGCUCUUGACCCCAACAACCCCACCGGGGUCAUUUAAAAGUGUUAUACUGGGAACCCCAGAGCAUCCUGCUUCUCCCCCCUGACUUCUCUGAUGGACCAGAGAGUGAAGGGGGGGACCCCUCCAACCACAAACUCCACCCUGGACCCAACCUCUGCAUCUGAAGACUCUGAAGUGGCGGAGAAAAAGAGGAAGGGUGAGGGGGAGAAUGGAGAUGUGGGGGAAAAGGAGGAGGAGAAAAGAGGAGCAGGGAAAAAGAGAGAAGGAGACAAGGGGGCAGUGCUGGAGUUGCUCAUCGAGGGGCGCUGUGGGAGCGCAGGGCAGCAACAGCUUCAGAUCUCUGGCAGGGAGACCAGCUGCCCCGAGGGGAAUGUACGACUCCGGAUUGGACUCCAGGCCAAGCGCACCAAGAAACCGCCGAAGAUCUUGGAGAGCUACGUCUGCAAGCCAACCAUCAGGACCUAUCAGAGGCAAGCCAGGGGGGCACAGCUGAGGGGGGAUGGAGACGGGGGACAGCAGAACAAAACCAGCUCUACUCUACCAGGCGAGACAACCAGAGAUCAACGCUCAGGCUUGGAUGCUGUCCAGACCACAUCCAAACAAACUGCAUCUGCUGCUUCACCACCACUUGCAUCAUCGUCGUUAUCAUCAUCAUCAUCAUCAUCGCAGCCACUGUUGUUAUCAGCUUCCACGACAGCCUCAGUCCCUGCCAUAACCAGCCAAGGGACCAAGUCUGCCAAACAGGUUCCUAUCAAACUGGCCGAUAAGACAGAGGUGAAUUCAAAUGGCUCAUCUGAGAGAGUGAAGAAAGAGAAGCUUCCUAGUGUGAAUGGCCAGCCUGACUCUGCAGGACACAAACCCUGCUCGCCUAAAACAGACCAGACAGCUUCAACUACUCCCUCUACCGCAUGCAUCCAAGCCCCAUCCGCACCGGAAACCAGGAAUGAAGGGAAGACCUCCAAGAAACAUAAUGGUUUGGUUCAGACAACAAAACAGAAGGGACUAUCUAAUGGGAAAGGCUCUGCCGACAUCCUUGGCACUUCCACCUCGUCGAAAAGCAAAGUUGGAAAACACAGCGUUUCUUCCAUGGAUUCUUCGACAAGACUCCCAGUCUCCACCAGCUCCCAUAAAGAACUGCCCAAUAAGAGUAGGCCAGCCUCUCCUUCCUCUUCUUCAGUCACCCCUAAACCACAGUCCUCGCCCACUGCGGAUCCCUCCUCUGCCCAAUCCCAAGAUCAGGAGCCCCCACUAGCGAAAAAGAGAGACAAAGAGAGGAAAGCAAAAAAGGAGAAACGGAAAGACAAAAAAUCAAAGCGAGAUAGAUUGGAGGCUGAAAGAGCAAAGAGUGAGGGCAGAAAGGAGGGAGACAAGAAGAAGAAAAAGGUGAAAGUGAAAGGGGGGAAAUCGAAGCACGGUAAAGCAAAGGAUGAAGGACAUAGGACUGAUGAUACGUGGAGGGAUGAGUUAAAGAUUGAAAGAGGAAAGGCUGAGAAAAAGAGGGAUAAGCUUAGCCCAGACAGACAGAAACCAGAGGAUAAUAAAUUUGGUGAAACAGUUGAUAAACUAGAUAAAACCUGUAAAGUAGUGAAUCCAGGCAGACCAGAUACGAUAGACAAGACGGAUGACAGUUGCAAGCCAGUCAAACAGGCUGAGCUAGCAACAGCAACAGGUGACACCAGUAAAUCAAAAGAACAAGAUGUCUCAAGACAUUCAACUGUGCCUCCAAGCCACCCCUCUUCGUCUGCUCCUCCCUCUCUGCCCACUCCCUCUGCCCGUGCAACUGUUUCUCCCCCUUGUUCCCCCCAAGAGCAGGACAGCCGUCCGCUUAAGAAACGUAAAGCCAGACGGCCCAGCUGGACUAAGCUGGUGCACCGGGCUCAGAGGGCGGAAAAUCAGGAAGCCCCGUCAGAUUCCCAACAUAAUCCUUCACUAAGUUUCCCCCAGAACCCCAAGACGUCCCUUCCUGCCAAGGCCACUGUUCAGCAGACUGAUGACUCAUACCCAGCUCCUUCUACCGCCUUAACCAGCAGCUCCUCCCCUCUCUCUUCUGCAACCAAACCUCCAUCCCCAAAGCAGAGUCAUCCCACGUCAGACCCUAGCCCCCCUGCUUCCAGAUGCCCCACAACUCCUGCCCGAAAAAGGGGCCGCCCUAAGUCCCGCAGCUCUAGCUUAGACGAACCUCCCCCGAGACUUUCCCCAAACGCUAUCCCAACUGAUGUGCCUCUUCUGGGGUGUGACAGAGUUCAGAAAGCCCCUGUGUUGGAGCCAAAAAGUCCAAAACUGCAAUGUUCCACUCAGUCUAAAUCCAGCCCCAAGAAGCGUGGCCGUCCUCCCAAGCGACCCUUCCCCGAGGACCAGAGUGGAGAUGCACUGAAUCGCACUGACAGGAGUAAAGAUUUUCAUCCUCCUGAAAAGGGGAACAGGCAGCUAAAGAUCAGGAGGCUGAUUAAUGAGAUGAAGAAAAGAAAGAAGAGGAGACUUCACAAGGUGAUGCUGUCUGGGUAUGUGGGCAAGGAGGGAAGGGGAGGCCAGGCGGCAGAUGGCGAGACCUCUCCGAGAAUGUGUAAAUCGAUAGAGGCCACAACAGUACACUCGCUCUCAGCCUUGUCCUCCUCCUUUGGGAGUAAGUUGGGCCCUCAGAUCAAUGUGAGCAAGAGAGGGACCAUCUACAUGGGCAAGAGGCGAGGACGCAAGCCUAAAGCCCAAACAGCUAGCUCCAACUCCCAGAGCGCCACUCAGUCGUCCCUGUUUACCAAUCCCUCUGAAACAUCUCUCUUCUCAUCCAACCAACCCCAGCCUCCCUCUCACCCAUUUCCCUCCCCAUCUCUCACCCACUCCAGCGGGGCCCAGAGCCCUUACAGUGAAGGCAGCCUCACAGAACCAUCAUCCUCCCUACUUUUUCCUCACACCUUCUCCCUCCCUUCCCCGUCAUCCUCCUGCACCUCCCCCCGUCCGCCCUCCUCCUCAUCCCUCUCUCCCUUUGUGAAGAAGAGUUGUCCAUGUCAGGGAAGGCAUCACUUCCCCUUUCACCAGUCAUCAUGUAAGCUCUCCUGUCCGACCCCUCCGCUGCACCACACGCCUGGCUCUCCUGGCCAUCUGAAAGAGGCCACCCCCUCCCCCAGGAGUGAGUCACACAGCGAGGAGACGCUGCCUAGCGAUAGCGGGAUCGGGACGGAUAACAACAGCGUUUCUGAGCGAGCGGAGAUGAGGGGAGUUCGAGGCAUGCUCAGGUUGGGUCAGGGGUCAGGAGUGAUUCUGGGGGGUCAAAGGCACCCCUCUUCUCUUGUGGACCGUCCCUCUCCUGUCUCUUCACCCCUCUCUCUCAUGCCGAGACACACAAACCCCAUCCCCAACUCAACUACUGCGGAGCGGCACAGAGACAGACACAGGCACAGGCGAAGGGACUAUGACUGUCCCUCCUCCUGUACUUGCUUGUGCCCGUGCCCCUGCCCAGGACACAACAAGUGCACUCAUUUGGACUAUUACCCUUGCCUUGGGCACAAUGCACUGAAGAGACAGAAAAAUAAACACAAGAAGAAGCACCAGCAGCUGCAUAUGCAGGAUCCAGAGUUUCUGUCUGAGCUGGAAGAUCUGAUCGGUCAGUUCAGCGAGGUCCACAUCGGACGGCGGAGUUGGGCGAGAACAGGAAUGGGACAGGGCUUUGAUGGGAGUGGGAAUGCACCUGGAGGAAGGCGCCAUCACUCCUCCUCCCAUUCUCUCCGCUCCAACAUCUUCAGGAUCAAUCUGAAUGGCUUCUACUCUCCUCACCCUUCAUCUUACUCUGCUAAUCCCUCCUUCUCCCCCCAGCCUUUCUACCCAUGCCAGCCCGUGCAUUGCAACAGGAAGCCAGACCGCAGGCAAUGUGGUUGCCCGUCAAAGUUCCAGGAGACCAUUGAAAACAUGGGCUUUUACAGCGGCUACCCCCCAGCCACGACACUUUACCACCACCUUCCCAGCUCCUACCCGCUUCCAUCUCCACACCAGUACGCCCCCCAUCAGCCCCAUCACGCCCACUUCCUCCUCAACCCCGCCAGAUUCCACAGGCGGAGGAGCAGGUUGCUGAGGGAGGGAGCUUUAGGAGGAGAGGUUGAGGGAGAUAGUGGCGGUGUCCCACACCUCGGCUCAGGGUUCACAUCCAGCCUCUCCUGUGGCUGUGGGAGGAGCGAACACAAACACAAACAUAAACACCGGCACAGGCACUGCGAGCGAGACAUGGAUGACGAGGAGGAGUUGCACGAGGACGAGGAGGAAGAUGGGAUGGAGAGAGAGGGGUUGGCCAGUUCAAAGCCGAGGUCAGGGUUCAUUUUGGGGCAAGGAGAAGCGGGAAGGAAAGGGGCAAGAGGAAUGGGGUCUGCCGCUGCUGCCACAUCAUCAUCAUCAUCCUCAGCAGAGAGGUACAAACACACGUCUCUCACCUCGCUGGGGCUGGGUUCCUCUCACCUGUCUUCAUUUGGAGGAAGCUGGGGCGGCCUGAGUCAGAGCUGGACAAAAUUCGGCGGCCUGGGAGGAACAGGAUUUGGAAACUCAACCCCCAGCUGGAGAGGCUUCACUGGGGAGCAACACACAGGCAGACCGGUCGCAUCAGAUGGAGAGGACGAAGACGGCGAGGACGAGUCACACCUGUACAGGACGUCCCCGUCCCCAACACACACCAACCUGUUCACAUCCGCUGCCACGGCAACAGGGGGGAGGGGUCUGAGGAGCGGAUUGGCCGGUAGGAAUCCAGGAAGUGGGGACAGGUCAUGGAGGAAGGAUGAGCCAGCAUGGACUGAGAGGAGAGAAUCAGGUUUACAAGGUGAUUCAAGAAGCCGGGGGCAGCAGAAAAGCGUGCCAACGCCAGAUAGUGUGGCAGGGGAGAAAAAAAGAAGGCCAGGGCGGCCCAGAAAGCACCCGCUGCCCUCCACCGUAUACUCCCCCACGCACUCCUCUGCAGCUCCCUCCAUGUCAUCGCCCGACCUCUUGCCAGGACACAACCGAGAUGGGAGAGAAGUGGGAGGGAGGAAAGAAGAAAGAGUGCCAGAGAGAGACAGAGGAGGCGACAUGGUGCAGCAGGUGACAGAGUUGGAGCUGCAGGCCAGGAGGAAGAGAGGACGCAAGAGAAAACAUGGUGACUCUCCUUGUCAUCAGAGUGUCGCCGAGGAUAAACCCGAGUGUGACACCCCCCCUGAAUGUUUUAGCCAAUCAGACGUCGACCCGGCUCCAUCUCAGCCAGUGACCAUCCAAAGAGAGGAGAGAGAAGAUGUGCCUCCCAGGAAGAAGUUUCUGAGGGCGGGUCUUUACUCGGAUGAUUACAAAACUACAGACCCGCCCUCCCAAGCCCAGCAGUCGUGCAGAGAGAGUAUGGAGUACACACCAGGGGAGAAUGAAUAUAGCCUUCUACCUGCUCCCAUACAUGUUGGGAAGUACCUGAGGCUGAAGCGGAUUCACUUCCAGUUACCUUAUGAUGUUAUGUGGCUGUGGGAGAACAAUCAGCUUGAAAGCCAGCCUGCUGUCCCCCUGAAGAGGAAGCGACGUUACUGCCGGCUGAAAGAGAGGCAUGUAUCCUCUCAUCAGACAGCGGAGGAGAGCUCUAGUGACAUCACCAGCCUGUUUCCUCACCUCGACAUGGAGCCUUUGACCAGCAGUGAGAGGAGCUUUGUGGUGAAACACCACGUGUUCCUUGUGAGGAACUGGGAGCUGGUGAGAGACAGACAGAUCCGACUAAGGAUAGAGAGGGAGAGAGACGCAGAGGGGGAGGAGGGGGAGGAGAGAGACUCGCAACGUCCGUCCUGUGAUGGAGCCAGUGGGGACGACGACCACAUCAAGUCAGAUCAGCAAGUGGGGGUGGAGGUGACGGUUAUCAGCAGUGACCCCCUCCAUGAGAGUCAGGACACCUCCAGCUCGCUCACUGCCAGCCCCUGUCCCACCAAAACCCAGAACAGACAAGAGGAGGAGGAAGAAAAACGAGGGGAGGAAGAGGUCUGUAGCAGAGAACAGAGGAGGAAACGGCUGAAUGAUUUACUUUUGACCCUGCAGCAUUCAUAAGCUAACAGAGAGAGGUGGGAUGAGAAAGGGAGCAGCCCCACCGCCGGACAGAUGGACGGGAACUGAUGUCACAACACUGCUAUUAACAGUAGCAGUGCCGCAGAGGAAAAGGGAGAAGAGAGAUGGAAGAUUAUAGCGGCUGAAAAAUGCAAGAAAGACAUCUCACACACUGACAGAUGAGUGUGGUGAACCUAGCGCUCUGAAGGGCAUCACACCAAGGAUGAAACCAUGGCAACACAUCUUUUGUCCAAGUGGCGAGGGAUGAGAGAAACUGAGAUAGACUGUCCCGGAUGAAAGAAAAGACAGAAACAGACCAGCUGAAAUGAAUUUGCACUAGUGCUGGAUGAUCAAGCACACUAAAGACUGUAUGUAUGUAUGCAGAGUGGACACACUAUAAACACACACAUAUACAUUUUGAUUGCUCUUACUUAGGCACCUUAAGCAAAUGUUGGUCGGAGACUGAAAGUGGACAUAUAUGGUACUCAGCAUUUCAGCUCUGACGUUUCCAAGAGACGAGGAGCUCAGGAGCUGCCCGGGGGAACAAAAAUGUAGCCUGGGCCCUAAGUAGGUCAAAAUCGAACCCUCAUUUUACUCGCUAAGCUUUCAAAGUCACAUUGCACCUUUGGGAAACGACACAAGGAGAAGUGAACCAGUUGAAAGCUGUCGAGACAGUGGUAGGGUUUUUCUUCACUUUCACCAAGACAGUGUCUGCUAUGUACCAGUGAAUAGGCAGGGGAGGGGGUGGGCUUAGUGAUAGGAAUUUUGGCAUCGCUGCAAGAGAAUUUCUAAUGAGGUUUUAAGAAAGAAGUUAUUUUUGGACAAAAAAAGACAGCUUGAGCAGUGAGAUGGGCAAAAUAUAUUCAUGAUAGGAAUGUUUAUUGUUGACUAUUUUCAGUAUUGCUUCCUGGGGAAGGGAGAGAGAGAGGUAAAAAAGUGUUUUGUUUACUUCAGACUGCCUUUGAGAAUGUUUUUGCUCCAGAGCAUUGACAAUCAGAAUGUCCUAGAAGGGGAGAGAGGAGAGAGAAGUAGAAUUGAUUUGCCCCAAAUGCUCUGUAGAAGUGCCAUGUUGUCUUGUGUACGUACCUAAGCGAACUCAUGCAGUCUUUAAAAGCAAUAUCUCCUCUGAUAAGGACUAUAUAAGGACUUCCUUUGUUAUGUUUUUGUUUUUUAUUUAGUUGUGAAUAUUUGAGGAUUGGAGGUCAUUUUUCUGUACAGUUGCAUAGUCUCAUUUUAGGAGCAUUGGGCUAAUCCACCUAGUGGAAGUAAGCGUUUAGUUUCAUGUGAAUGUACAUAGAGAGAGAGAGAGAGAGAGACCUGUUUUCCUUCUAUCAGCAGUAGCGUGUAAAAUGAGUAUUAUACAUGACAAUACUAUUGGGAUUAUACAUACAAAAAUAAUAAUCAAUUUCAUUUUACUAACAUGUUUUUAACAGAUAAUACCGCUGACCAAUAUAUCAGUCAUUUGUCCUUAAAAUUGACUAUGAUUGUAUAUGAUUUUUUUUGUAGAAUUACAUGAUUUGUCUCGUUUGUUAGCUUUUUUUAUUGGUCAGACAAUCAGUGACAGUGAAUUAGUUUUUCCAGUGUUAAAUUUCCGCUCUCUUUCAGUAGUGUGGCUUCUAAUAACAAGCCAAGAAAGUGCAAUUUCUUUGACUGUUUACAUACUGUAUGUAUAUUUUUCCUCUUUCCUCUUUUUUUAACUAAGAGCACUACAUUAUUGCCAGUGGAUGAUUAACUUUAUAGCAAAGGUACACAUAAAGAGUUAUUUAUCUAGUUUGCAUGACAUAACCGUAACCUUUGCCUGUCGCCUCUGAUAACGUGCAUCUGAAAAACAAAACAUCAAAAACAGUUAUAACUCAAUGCCAUAGAAUGUCAGCUCAGACUUUUUGCCUCUAUAACCAUAAUAAUAAUAAAAGCAUUUUAUGUCUACUAGUACUAAA
This is a messenger RNA of Sebastes umbrosus (honeycomb rockfish), 8515 nucleotides long. RefSeq names its product histone-lysine N-methyltransferase ASH1L-like. The record is from RefSeq and is a predicted model, not a curated record. NCBI's taxonomy places the organism in Eukaryota, Metazoa, Chordata, Actinopteri, Perciformes, Sebastidae. The transcript is spliced from 14 exons. Gene Ontology annotation, molecular function: DNA binding. The coding region runs from base 651 to 6581 and encodes 1976 amino acids.